AUGCAUCUCAUUCUUACGGGUGCGACCGGCCUGGUCGGCUCUUCCGUGCUUGACGCCAUGUUCAAAAACACGAAUAUCUCUAAAAUUUCUAUCCUUAGUCGGAGACCGGUUGCGAUGGCAGAAGAUGCGAGAGAUUCGCGGGUUCGGGUAAUUACCCAUCGAGAUUUUGGAUCUUACGAACCUGAGCUUCUGGAUCAACUGAAAGAUGCCGACGGGUGUGUUUGGGCUUUGGGAACGAGCCAGAACAAUGUCAACCAAGAGGAAUACGUCAAAAUCACCAAGGACUACGCCCUUGCUGCGGCCAAUUCAUUUUCAACCCUCAAGACUACGCAGCAUCCCUUCCGAUUCAUCUAUGUAUCUGGCGAGGGAGCCACACAAGCUCCGGGGCAAUUUUCUCCAAUUUAUGCCCGGAUAAAGGGCGAAACCGAGAAACUCCUGGGAGAUUUGUCAGAGAAAAGCCCACAAAUUCGAGUGGACAGUAUGAGGCCUGGUUUCGUUGACCCGGCAUCGCAUGGCACUAUAAAGCCGUAUAUUCCGAGCCAGGGGCUUAUCCCGAGGAUUGGAGUGUUAUUUUUUGGCCCACCUGUACGGCACUUUUACAAACAACUGCAUAGUCCGACGGAGCGUCUAGGGCCGUUCUUGACGGAUAUGGCGAUGGGUCGGAUAGACGAGAAGCUCGAAGGUGCGGGGGCAUUCAAGCUUGGGGGAGGCUGGGUAGUAGAGAAUAGUGGUAUGCGGAGGAUACUGGGAUUAUGA
Messenger RNA from Penicillium cinerascens, 756 nucleotides. RefSeq names its product putative nucleoside-diphosphate-sugar epimerases. Lineage: Eukaryota; Fungi; Ascomycota; Eurotiomycetes; Eurotiales; Aspergillaceae. Bases 1 to 756 code for a protein of 251 amino acids. The record is from RefSeq and is a predicted model, not a curated record. The transcript has 2 exons.